AUGCCUCAAUACUUUGCAAUUAUUGGUAAGACUGACAAUCCAGUGUACGAAGCACAGUUUAUAUCGACACAGAAGAAGGAUGGAACGCAAGAAUUUCCGUCUGAUUUGAAAGAGCUUAAUCCAUUUAUCUUACAUGCAUCAUUAGAUAUAGUGGAGGAUCUUCAAUGGCAAAUGUCCCCCAUAUCAAGUGAAGGUAAUGUGUCCGUUUCUAGAGGAGGUUUUCUUCGGUCCAAGAAUGCAAGCACAGCUGAUAACUGUUAUUUGGGUAAGAUCGAUCAUUUUUACGGUCUUGCUAUAACUGCAUACAUAACGUACAGUGGAAUGAAAUUUGUCAUGAUCCAUGGCACCUCAACAAACACGAAUGAGGCCAUUGAUGACAACAAUUGCAGGAUAUUCUAUCAAGAAGUUCAUGAGCUAUAUAUAAAGACAUUGAUGAAUCCCUUUUACAAUGCCUCUGAGCCAAUUACUAGCCCUAUUUUUGACCUUAGAGUACGACAACUAGCGAAGAAAUAUUUAAAAUGA
This is a messenger RNA of Kazachstania africana CBS 2517, 522 nucleotides long. RefSeq names its product TRAPP subunit TRS20 (gene TRS20). Gene Ontology annotation, biological process: endoplasmic reticulum to Golgi vesicle-mediated transport. Gene Ontology annotation, cellular component: cytoplasm; TRAPP complex; nucleus. The transcript has a single exon. The record is from RefSeq and is a predicted model, not a curated record. The coding region runs from base 1 to 522 and encodes 173 amino acids. NCBI's taxonomy places the organism in Eukaryota, Fungi, Ascomycota, Saccharomycetes, Saccharomycetales, Saccharomycetaceae.